GUCUUGUAAAAAUAUCGAAAAUAAUAACACUAUCACAAAAAAGUGUGGAGAAAUUAUAAUCACAAUGAAGAAGAAUGCUAAAAAUGGUUAUUCUUUCAAUUGUUGGUUUUGUGGCACCAUUUAUGUACAAAUGAAAAAAUUCACUUUACAUCUUGAAAAGGAACAUGUUACCCUGUUGGAACAAACAACGUCCAUAGUUUCUGAACAUAGUAAUGAAGAGAAUUUGGAUGAUAAAACAGAAAUUCAAUUAGACACUGCUAUGGAUAGUAGUCUAUUUAUUGGAGAAAUUAAAAUUGAAGAUUGUGAUAAUGAUGAUAUUAAAUCGGAAAUAGGAGAUGAAAAACCUCAAAUUGUAACAAGAUCUCAUAAAAAGAGUCGAUUGUCACCAACAUUUCAAGACCCCCUAGAAACCUUUGAAAGUAAUGCUAAUGAAAUUUCCCUGACUGUACCACAAGAAAAUGAUGAAGAAAUUAAAGUUGAUGAAAAUAUUGACUUAAAAAAUGAACCACCACCAUUGGAGGAUGUGGAAAUAAAUAACUUUUCAGAUGAUGAACAGCUUGAUGAUAGUUUAAAUUUUAGUGAUGAAGAUAAUACUACUGAUAGCGAUUUCAAAAUUGAGAAUAGUGACGAUGAAAAAUUAAUGGAACCUCUUAAACAAAGUAAAAAACCUAAAGAAAAAGAAUAUAUAUUAGCACUUAUUGAAGCCUAUUAUAAAAAGUCUCAACUCUGGAAUGUAUCAGAUUCAAAAAAAUGCAGUCCUAAAAAGAGAAAGAUACUUUUACAAAGUAUAACUGAUGAAUUGAAUGUAAAACUGAAAACAAAAUUAAAAUCAUGUACGGUAAAUGAUAAAAUAAACCUUAUAUGCAAGCAGUAUGAGAAAGAAAUUAAAAGACAAUUAAAAAAGAAAGAGAAAAACAAAGAUAAGAAAAAAGUUGCAGAUAGUUCCGAAUUGUGGUUUUAUGAAAAUAUGAGCUUUCUUAAAUCUAUAGUAGAAAGUAAAUUGAAACAGAAAAAGAGAAAAACAUAUCAUAAAGUGAAACCCUUAACCGAUGACUUUUUGUAUGAAAUAAUCAAUAUUUACAAGAAUUACAAUAGUUUAUGGAAUAUCAAUAAUGUAGCUUACCCCGUUAAAGAAAUACGCAAUGAAACUAUGCAGUCUAUGGUAGAAGACGUUAAAAAGAAAAUCGAUAUACCUUUAGAUGUAGACAUCCUAGAAAAACACCUGCAAUAUAUACACAAGUCAUUUUCUAAGGAUAAACAACUCAGAAUGGAAUGUGAAACAAAACAACUGGAUUUUCAACCCACGUUUUCUUUCUUUAAUAAAUGCGAUUUUUUAGAAGAACACCAGGGACCAUUUAAAUGUCCACAUUGCAGUGAAAUUGUUAUACCAUUUAAGGAUUUUCAAAUACACAAAUCCCAACAUGAUGGAUCAAUUCCAUUUAAAUGCGAAGAAUGUGGCUCUGGAUUUAAGGCUCAUGGCAACUACACAAUACAUGUUAAACGACAUUUGGGCAUCCUUAGAUUUCGAUGCGAAAUCUGUGGCAAGGGCUAUCCCGUAAAUUCUGAACUAGAAAAUCAUAUGCGUGUACACAGUGGCGAUCAACCGUAUUUGUGUUCCAUAUGCGGCGAAGGAUUUCGCACUGCUGUUGGUUAUGAUAAUCAUGUACGUCGACAUGAAGAAAGAUUCAGAUAUUAUUGUCAUAUAUGUAAAAAAGGCUUUAACGCUUUGAUUUGCCUAAAUGAUCAUGUUAAUGCUCAUCUUAAUGUCCGCGAGUUUUUUUGUCCAGUCUGUGGUAAAAGUUUUACUUGCAAAAAGUAUUUAAAUUAUCAUAAACGUAUACAUGGGAGUAAAGACUACACAUGUAAUAUUUGUGGAAAAAGCUAUGCUCAGGAUGCUGGUUUAAGACAACAUAAAAAACAACAUGGAACUCCUAUUGGUGUUAUUAGUAUAAAUAAAGAAAAAAAUAAGUAUAAAACGACUAAAAAUUAAUUAAACCUAAUAAUAAUAUCACCAAAAUUGUAAAAUCUUAUUUAUAAACUAAAAUAAAAGUAUACAUACAUACAUUACUAA
Calliphora vicina (urban bluebottle blowfly) is the source of this 2071-nucleotide messenger RNA. RefSeq names its product zinc finger protein 267-like. Lineage: Eukaryota; Metazoa; Arthropoda; Insecta; Diptera; Calliphoridae. The coding region runs from base 65 to 1990 and encodes 641 amino acids. The record is from RefSeq and is a predicted model, not a curated record. Gene Ontology annotation, molecular function: RNA polymerase II cis-regulatory region sequence-specific DNA binding; DNA-binding transcription factor activity, RNA polymerase II-specific. Gene Ontology annotation, biological process: regulation of DNA-templated transcription. The transcript is spliced from 5 exons.